CGGGGCGGAGCGAGUGCUUGAGCAAAAUACAAAAUCAAGUGUCCGACAUCUCUGGUUCCGAGUCACGAUUAGUUUGCAUGCAAGGACUGACUGGAUAGUGGAAGUGUCGAAUUUAGGUUGAAAUAGUUUUUUGGAAAGAACCCCGUGCAGUCACAAUAACCACCGAGCUUGGAUCCAGCUUUUCACUCAUUUAGGAAUAGCGUUCCCUGUCGAGUCAAGAUGGCUGAAACUGAGGGGAAGUUCGACUUCGCUAUUGACCGGGGUGGCACCUUCACCGAUGUGUUCGCCAGGCUUCCAGAUGGUAGCGAGCGGGUCCUGAAACUUCUGUCUCGGGACCCCCAGAACUACAAGGACGCUCCCACAGAGGGGAUUCGCAGAGUAUUGGAGGAGGAAACUGGCAAGCUUUUCCCACGGGAGCAGCCGGUGGACACCUCUCUGAUUGGCUGGAUCAGAAUGGGCACCACAGUGGCGACCAAUGCGCUGCUGGAAAGAGAAGGAGAAAGGACCGCCCUUCUUGUCACGAAGGGGUUUAAGGAUCUGCUGCACAUCGGCACACAGGCCAGGCCCAAGCUCUUUGAUCUGGAGAUGUCCAUGCCUGACGUGCUCUACGAGGAGGUCAUCGAGGUCGACGAGAGAGUCGUCCUCAAACAGGAGGGCUGCCAGCUCCCAAGGAAAGACCCAAAACGUACCGUCAAAGGCAGCACAGGGGAUUCUCUGGAGGUGUGGAGAGAGCUGGAUCUGAAGAGCGUUGAAAAGGACUUGAAGGGAGUUCUGUCUCGUGGUAUCACCAGCCUGGCCGUCCUCCUGUUGCACUCAUAUACAUGGUCGGCCCAUGAGAAGGCGGUGGGGGCGUUGGCGCGGCGCCUGGGCUUCUCCCAGGUGUCCCUGUCCAGCGAGGUCAUGCCCAUGGUGCGGGCCGUGCCCCGGGGCUACACCGUGUGUGCCGACGCCUACCUCACGCCCAAGAUCCGGCAGUACCUCAAGGGCUUCACCUCGGGCUUCAAGGGUGGCCUGAAGGACGUGGAUGUGCUGUUCAUGCAGUCCGACGGGGGCCUGACCCCCAUGGAGCAGUUCUGCGGCUCGCGGGCCGUGCUGUCGGGCCCCGCGGGGGGCGUGGUGGGGUACGCCAUCACCUCGUACAGCCAGACGGAGCAGAAGGCCGUCAUCGGGUUCGACAUGGGAGGAACGUCCACGGACGUGAGUCGCUACGCGGGGCAGUACGAGCACGUGUUCGAGGCCACCACGGCGGGUGUGACGCUGCAGGCGCCCCAGCUGGACAUCAACACGGUGGCGGCCGGUGGUGGAUCCCGCCUCUUCUUCAGGUCGGGGAUGUUUGUGGUGGGGCCAGAGUCUGCAGGGGCACAUCCUGGGCCCUCCUGCUACAGAAAGGGCGGUCCUUUAACCGUGACGGACGCUAAUCUGGUGCUGGGCCGUCUGAUGCCAAGCUUCUUCCCCCGGAUCUUCGGCCCGGGGGAGGAUCAGCCCCUGUCCCUGGAGGAGUCCCUCAAGCACUUCCGCAGCCUGGCCAAGGACAUCAACCACUUCCUGUCUUCCAGCCAAUCACAGUCCAAUGGCAGUGAGCGCGGCAAGAGAAAGUGUCCAGAUAGCAAGUCUGUGAUGACGGUGGAGGAGGUCGCCAUGGGAUUCAUCCGAGUGGCUAAUGAGGCGAUGUGCCGGCCAAUCAGAGCCCUGACGCAGGCCAAAGGUCACGACACAUCCCAGCAUGUCCUGGCUUGUUUCGGAGGUGCGGGCGGGCAGCACGCAUGUGCCAUCGCCAGAGCCCUCGGCAUGAAGUCAGUCUUCAUACACAAGUACAGCGGGGUGCUCUCUGCCUACGGCCUGGCCCUGGCCGACGUGGUGGAGGAGGUGCAGGAGCCCUGCUCGCUGCAGUACAGCCAGGCCUCCUACAAGGAGCUGGACCGCAGGGUGGAUGAGCUCACGCGGCGCUGCAGAGACACACUCGGCGCACGGAGCUUCAGCAGUGGUCAGAUCAACAUGGAGGUGUUCCUUCACCUUCGCUACCAGGGCACCGACUGCGCACUUAUGGUGUCCGCCGACGGUUACCCUGGCAACGCCCAAUCCUGUCGCUCGGGAGACUUCCGCAGCGGGUUCACCAAGCGCUAUCUGAAGGAGUUUGGCUUCACCAUCCCGGACCGAGCGAUCAUGGUCGACGACAUCAGAGUGAGGGGUUCUGGGAAAUCAGGCAUCCAAUCGGUCGUCAAGGCAAAGACGGGCGACGGAAGGGCGAAGCCCGUCACGACGGCCAAGUGCUACUUUGAGGGCGGUUACGUGGACACCAGCGUGUAUCUGUGGGAGGAGCUACCGUGCAGCCACACUAUCCAGGGACCAGCCAUCAUCAUUGACAAGAACAGCACCAUCCUGGUGGAGCCCUGCUGCGAGGCCCAGCUGACCGAGGGGGGGGACGUGUGUGUAACGGUGGGCUCGGACCCCCACUGUGCCCUGGGAACCGAGCUGAACACGGUGCAGCUCUCCAUCUUCUCCCACCGCUUCAUGAGCAUCGCUGAGCAAAUGGGCCGGGUCCUCCAGAGGACCUCCAUCUCCACCAACAUCAAGGAGCGCCUGGACUUCUCCUGCGCCGUGUUCGGGCCUGACGGGGGUCUGGUGUCCAACGCCCCCCACAUCCCCGUGCACCUGGGGGCCAUGCAGGAGACGGUGCAGUACCAGAUCCGAGCGCUGGGGGAUAACCUUAAAGAAGGAGAUGUGAUCCUGAGUAACAACCCCUGUGCCGGGGGCAGCCAUCUUCCCGACCUCACCGUCAUCACCCCAGUGUUUAGGAGAGGUGUGAGCGGGCCGGUGUUCUUUGUGGCCAGCAGGGGGCACCACGCCGACAUCGGAGGCAUCACCCCAGGCUCCAUGCCCCCCAACUCCACCUCCCUGCAGCAGGAAGGAGCCGUCUUCACCUCCUUCAAACUGGUCACAGGGGGGGUCUUCCAAGAGGAGGCCGUGACGGAGGCGCUCAUGGCUCCAGCCAAGUACCCAGACUGCUCUGGGACACGUAAUCUCCAUGACAACCUGUCGGAUCUGCGCGCUCAGGUGGCGGCCAAUCAGAGAGGCAGCCAGCUGGUGGCCGAGUUGAUUGACGGCUACGGGCUGGCUGUGGUUCAGGCCUACAUGGGCUACAUCCAGAGUAACGCUGAGCUGGCGGUCAGAGACAUGCUGAAGGAGUUUGCCCUGAAGAGGCGGCAGCAGACGGGCCGCCUGGAGGUGGAGGCGGAGGACUUCAUGGACGACGGGACGCCCAUCAGGCUGCGGGUCAAGAUCAACGAGGAAGAGGGCAGUGCCGUGUUUGACUUCACGGGCACCGGGACCGAGGUGUGGGGGAACUGCAACGCCCCUCGCGCCAUCACCCUCUCGGCCCUCAUCUACUGCCUGCGCUGCAUGGUGGGCCAGGACAUCCCCCUCAAUCAGGGCUGCCUGACGCCCAUCAGCGUGGUCAUCCCGCCCGGGUCCAUCCUUCAGCCUUCCCAGAAUGCAGCUGUGGUGGGGGGGAACGUCCUAACGUCGCAGCGAGUCGUCGACGUCAUCUUCCGAGCGUUCGAGGUCUGCGCCGCCUCGCAGGGCUGCAUGAACAACAUCUCUUUCGGCAACGAGACGAGUGGUUACUACGAGACGGUUGCCGGGGGCGCGGGGGCGGGGCCCAGCUGGCAUGGGCGGAGCGGGGUCCACAGUCACAUGACCAACACUAGGAUCACCGACCCCGAGAUUCUGGAGAAGAGGUACCCGGUGGUGUUGGAGCAGUUCUCCCUGCGCUCCGGUUCGGGCGGAGCAGGGAAGUACAGCGGUGGGGAGGGGGUGAUCCGCAAGCUGCUCUUCAGGGAGAAGGUGGUGCUGUCGGUGCUGACGGAGAGACGCUCCACCCGGCCGUACGGCAUCAUGGGGGGGAAGAGCGCGGCUUCUGGGCUGAACCAGCUGCACAGAGCCGACGGCAGAGUGCUCAACCUGGGGGCCAAAACGUCCGUCGCCCUGGAGCCUGGGGACAUGUUCUGCCUAUACACGCCUGGAGGAGGGGGGUAUGGGGAGGAGGAGGAGGGGGAAGACGGCGCAAAGUCUGAGAGCAAGCGCAGACGCUUGAACAAAACCUUCCCCGAGAGAGGCAGUGUGUUCGAGUAUCGCAUGGCCCAGGAAGGCGUGUGAAAAGGAUGUUAGGAUGCUUUUAUUUCCAAGGAUGGGACGAUGAAAAGAAAAAGUUAAUAGAACCAUCAUUCCAACCAAUGUUCAUGUAGAAGUCAGCUACCUCUUACAUUUUCCACCACUAUUAGAAGAAUAGGAAUUGUUGUCCACGGUUUAAGAUUAGUGCGUUUGCAGUUUUACAGAUCUUUGGAUUUCAUGUAAUACCACCAAUUUGCAUUGCAUUGACUUAAAUAAGUAUAGUAGGAUUUGUCUAACAGUACAAACUGGAAAUACUUGAAAUCGGACUUGUUGGGCCAACUCGAUGUAGCAAUGAUGUUUCAUGUCUGUUCUGCAAGAUAAGCCUAGUUCUGAUAUGAGUAUUCAAAGGAAAUCCACAUUCAACAUUUACUUCAAUCCAUCCUGUUGUAAAAGCGGUACAGAUUACGGUCGAUGAUUUAGACUUUGCAGACUUAUUCUUAACCCAGAGUAUAUUUUAUAACCAAACAAAUAAAACCCACUUCAAAUAUA
Messenger RNA from Gadus macrocephalus (Pacific cod), 4659 nucleotides. It is a transcript of the gene oplah, whose product is annotated as 5-oxoprolinase, ATP-hydrolysing. Gene Ontology annotation, cellular component: cytosol. Gene Ontology annotation, molecular function: 5-oxoprolinase (ATP-hydrolyzing) activity. The coding region runs from base 220 to 4155 and encodes 1311 amino acids. The transcript has 28 exons. Gene Ontology annotation, biological process: glutathione metabolic process. The record is from RefSeq and is a predicted model, not a curated record. Lineage: Eukaryota; Metazoa; Chordata; Actinopteri; Gadiformes; Gadidae.